GAGGGAAAAGGAAGGGGCGGAACUGUGGGUGGACGCUGGUGUUGGCGUAGAGGCAGUCACUUGUGAAUGGUUUGCCUUGCUCACAUCUGUUGUCCAUUUUGAAAUGCCAGUUUUUUUCCAUUUGUGUAAUCUCUUGCACAUUCCACAGCGAUUGCUCAGGCUUGGAGAACAAAACCUGUUCUGCAAAAACGGCAGCGUCUGCAAAGCUAAAGGGGCUCAAAGCACAUAACUGUUGUGAAUCUGGUGACUCAAGAGGGAAGCUAUGAGAAACAUUACAUGGGUCAAAUGUGCAGCCCUUAUCAUCUCUGUCCUUGUCAAUGUCCUGGGUUCGCAUGGGGGGAAGAUCCUGGUAUUCCCAGUGGAUGGCAGCCACUGGAUCAACAUGAAUCUCUUAAUUGAGGGACUCCAUGCCAGGCACCACAACAUCACUGUGGUACGGUCUGUUAGCAGCUGGUAUGUCAAGGAAAAGUGUCCCCACUACACCUCCAUCACUGUCCAUCUUCCAGAGGUCAUCAGCAUUGAGGACCAGGACUUCUUUGUGUCCUUUCUCAGCAGAAUUAUGGAGAUCCAGCGGGGAGGGGCAUCUGUCCUGGCCUUUAUCUCCUUCUACUGGGAAAUGUUGACCAAACUGUCAAACAUGCACAGGCAAGCUAGUCAGCUUGCAGUGGAGAUGUUCAAGAACCAACAGCUCAUGCAGAGCCUCCAGGACACUCAGUUUGACCUGGUUCUUAUGGAUCCAGGUCUUCCAGCAGGGCUCCUGAUAGCACACAAGCUGCAUCUUCCCACAGUCUUCAAUGUCCGCUGGAUCACCAGUGGGGAGGGACAUUUUAUAGUCGCACCCUCCCCAGUCUCAUAUGUUCCUACUUCUUUAUGUACAGUCUCAGACAAAAUGAUCUUCACUCAAAGAGCAAAAAAUAUGUUCCACUACUUCCUCAACAUCUGCAUCGACACAUUUGUAGUUUGUCCACAUUACAAUAGACUGUGUGCUCAGUACUUUGGACCAGAUAUUAACUUCUACCAUCUCCUCCAGUCCAUUGACGUUUGGCUUAUGAGGGUGGAUUUUGUCUUUGAGUUCCCUCGCCCAACAAUGCCUAAUAUUGUCUACAUUGGUGGGUUCCAGUGCAAGCCAUCCAAGGCUCUGCCACCAGACCUGGAGGAGUUUGUGCAGAGCUCUGGAGACCAUGGGGUAGUUAUCAUGUCCCUGGGGACACUCGUUAAAGGCCUGCCUGUUGGAAUUACAUCAGAGAUUGCUGCUGCAUUUGCCCAGAUCCCCCAAAAAGUAAUCUGGAGGCACCUUGGGGAGAAGCCCCAGAACCUGGGAAAUAAUACACUGCUGGUGCAGUGGCUGCCCCAGAAUGACCUCCUGGGCCAUCCUAAGGUCAAGGCCUUUGUGGCCCAUGGAGGGACCAAUGGCAUUUAUGAGGCUAUCUACCACAGCAUACCAGUGCUGGGCUUGCCAUUGCUUUUUGACCAGUUUGAGAACGUUUUGAGGUUGGAAGUACGAGGGGCAGCGAAAGUGCUGGAUGUGACAAAGAUUACCAGCCAGGGCUUUCUGCAGGCCUUGCAAGAUGUUCUCCAGGAUCCCUCAUAUCAAAGCAAUAUGCAAAAACUCUCCAGACUCCACCGAGACAAGCCCCUUCCCCCUUUGGACAGUGCCUUCUUCUGGAUUGAGUUUGUCAUGAGGCACAAAGGAGCGGCCCACCUGCGCACUGAGUCCUACAAGAUGCCCUGGUAUGCCUACCACUCGUUGGAUGUGAUCGGCUUUCUCAUAGUCGCAGUGUUGGCUGUACUGGCCACAGUGGCAACCAUGUUCCAUUUACUGUGCUGCAGGUUGUGCAGGAGAAGAAAAUUAAAGCAAGAAUGAUCACUGGUGUCAGAGAAAAUCACAUACAGUACAAUACAAAUUGCUGACAGUCAGAUAUUGCUAUAUUGAAAUAGUGUGCAUUUUUGUGAAAAAUGUUUAGCCUUGCACAGAUUAGUGCAUUAUGAAUGUUUUGUAUGGGAUUCAUGAAAUGUACUGUGAUGUUAGUUGUUUAAAUGUAAAUGUUAUAGGUUUUAUCAGAGAAGCAGUAAAAAAGUGCAGCCUGUUAACACUUA
Messenger RNA from Conger conger (European conger), 2097 nucleotides. Its product is annotated as UDP-glucuronosyltransferase 2A1-like. Gene Ontology annotation, molecular function: UDP-glycosyltransferase activity. The transcript has 2 exons. The record is from RefSeq and is a predicted model, not a curated record. Lineage: Eukaryota; Metazoa; Chordata; Actinopteri; Anguilliformes; Congridae. The coding region runs from base 263 to 1864 and encodes 533 amino acids.